ACCCCAGAGCCCCACCUAGUUCCUUGUUUCCCCAAACAGUCUCCUCAGUCAAUGCUAGGAAAGAUGCCAAAGAUAAUGAAUGCCCAGAUAAUCUCCCUAAUUGUCUUGAUAAAAGUCACAGGACAAUUGUCCAGAUGUUUUCUCUGCUUCCCAGAUGGACUUUGCCCUCGUAUUCCCCACCUCCUUUCAGCAGGGGCCCCCAUCCUUUCUUUCCACUCAGGCUGGAAUACAGGAGCUUGGGGGGCGUGGGGGACCCCUGUGUGGUGUUCAGGCUGUGAAUCUGGCUGGGCUAGGCUGCUGCCCCUCCCCUCCUUGGGGCCGGGCUCAGGUGCCCUGUGGUGGCUGGUGACUCAGUGUCGUCUCUGGGCUGACCUCAGCUUGGGCCUGGGGGCUGGGGGCACGGGCAGGGGACAGUUUCCUCUGAUACUAGCUGGUGACUCAGGGGCCCAGGGUUGGGGCCUUUCCAUGACUGUUGGCCAGGGCUCAGGAAUCCGGAGGAACUGGUCAUGGGAGGGCCCCAGGGCUGAAGCCCCUCCCUCGGCGCCCGCCCCACCAGCCAUAUAACCGCCCCAUAGGGAGCCUCCUAUCAGAUCAGCGGGGACCUGAGGUGAGCCGGGAGCAAUCGGUCUGCUGGCACUUGCUGCCUCUUGCACCUGAUUCUUGGGGGGACCAGCCUCGGGGCGUGGGUGGCGUCUCUGACCCACACUCGAAGAGGCGUUGGGCUCAUACGGCCUGCAGAGCAGGAUCUCCUGCGUCUUGCCACCCUCCAUCCCCUGGACGGCUGAGCCAUGGCCUCCAUGGGCCUGCAGAUGCUGGGCAUCGCCCUGGCCGUGCUGGGCUGGCUGGGCACCAUCCUGAGCUGCGCGCUGCCCAUGUGGCGGGUGACGGCCUUCAUCGGCAGCAACAUUGUCACGGCGCAGACAAGCUGGGAGGGGCUGUGGAUGAACUGCGUGGUGCAGAGCACGGGGCAGAUGCAGUGCAAGGUGUACGACUCGCUGCUGGCGCUGCCGCAGGACCUGCAGGCCGCCCGCGCGCUCAUCGUCAUCAGCAUCAUCGUGGCCGCCCUGGCUCUGCUGCUGUCGAUCGUGGGGGGCAAAUGCACCAACUGCGUGGAAGACGAGACCACCAAAGCCAAGGUCAUGAUUGUGACAGGCGUGGUGAACCUGCUGGCUGGCCUGCUGGUCAUGGUGCCCGUCUCCUGGACGGCGCACAACGUCAUCCGAGAUUUCUACAACCCCUUAGUGGCAGCCGGGCAGAAGCGGGAGAUGGGGGCCUCGCUGUACAUCGGCUGGGCUGCCUCGGGGCUGCUGCUGCUUGGGGGGGCGCUGCUGUGCUGCAGCUGCCCACCCCGACAGGACAAGCCCUACUCCGCCAAGUACUCGGCCGCCCGCUCUGUCCCGGCCAGCAACUACGUGUGAAGCGCCGCUGCCCCACCGUCCCCUCUUGCACUGCGUGUUUGCUUGGACUGAUGAGCUCGACAGUCGCCUGGGACUCGAACCUCAAGAUGGCCCUGGCUGUGGAAAGCUGUGACUGAGGCCCCGGCACAUCGCCCAAGGCCACCUUGAGCUCUCAAACCAUGGGAGGACGCUCUGCCCAGACGCUCAUUCCAGCUUUUUUAACUUUUGCUGGAGUGCUCCCGGCACACCCAGCACCCUGAGGCGGGUGCUGGGUGGAUCUGAGCUCCGGAUGGUGACUGGCCUGGCUCCCACCCACCCACCUGCCUGGGAAUGGAGCACGGGUGGAUGGACAGGUUUGAGGGAAUAAAAACUGGUCUGGGAGGUGCUGGCGAGGGCAGGGGCUAGGGAAGCCGCCCUGCCGCCCACCCUAUGGCUCAGCCCCUCGGCAGCAGGACCCCAAGGCCCGGAGAUUGUUUCAAGGACACUGGCCAGCAGGGGGAAGAUGGGGGUGCUUUGUGCCCCCCCAGGGACUCUGAGGCUUGGCCUACCCUCUGUCUUCUCGUUCAUUUCUGUUUUGUAAUUUAAGAUCUGUUCAUCACUUUGAUUAUUUUCUACAAUAAAUGGGAUAUAUGCACAGAG
Perognathus longimembris pacificus (Pacific pocket mouse) is the source of this 2036-nucleotide messenger RNA. It is a transcript of the gene Cldn4, whose product is annotated as claudin 4. Gene Ontology annotation, cellular component: bicellular tight junction; plasma membrane. Bases 789 to 1418 code for a protein of 209 amino acids. Gene Ontology annotation, molecular function: structural molecule activity. The transcript has a single exon. NCBI's taxonomy places the organism in Eukaryota, Metazoa, Chordata, Mammalia, Rodentia, Heteromyidae. The record is from RefSeq and is a predicted model, not a curated record. Gene Ontology annotation, biological process: cell adhesion; bicellular tight junction assembly.